UAAACAGAUAUAGAGUACAGAAUAAACCAAUAUGUGCAAAUUCAAAUCUUUGCAAGGCAUAUAAUAUACAACGGCAAUUUACAUUUAAGCUUAAAUAACAACAAUUAAGUAUUUUGAAUUUGGCGGGCUGUUAUUCUUACAUUAACAUUAACAUGGAACAAAGAUGGUCACAAACAGAUGAGUAUUGACAAAAUUUUAACAAUUAUUGGAAUUUUAAAACUAAUUUAUUUCUAUUUACAGGUACUGGUGCUGUGAGGAUCAUCUUCGUCGUCUGGGGCAGUGUGUUUGACACAGUGCGCAACUGUUCAGCGCUGGAUGCGCUCGUGUGAUUGAUGCGGCAGGAAAUGUGGGCAUUGCACAACGCAGUGCAGAGUGGAUGGAGCGAUCGCCGAGGGCCUCCAGAUGACCCGGGACUCGGCCAAAUUUGUGUGGCGAUGGUUGCCAGCAGCCAUGAAGUGCAGGAAAACCAUCCCUGCGUGGAUUCGGAUGCGCCGUGUGUGCAGCGCAAACAUCUCCGAAUUGGCACUCAUGGCCUGCCAGCAGCCGUGAUGACGCUUGUCGAUUGGACACCUCUGGACGCCAGCUGCCGUGAUGAUGCUCAUGGAGGGGCAUCGGAGGAACGACUGGAGACACCGCCCGUUGUCGCAAGCGUGUUUUCACGCGCUUCAGGAAUACCGACAAAGACCAACACAGGAUCAUUGGACUAGCUGCGGCAUCCCAGUGAGCGGCGCCUUGCUGCAACAGAGUGCAGAGUGACUGCAGCGGUGUGUGCUUUGCACUGGCUGGCAUCAUCGUCGCUGUCGUCGUCGUCGUUAUCUGAGAUGAUUUGUACAUCGUCGUCACUGUCGACCACCCGUUCGAGGCGCCGUCGGACUUGCUCCAGUCCGUGGUCCAGCAGUGCCUCUUGCGGAUUGCGUUGAUGGCUGUCGUCCAGGGUGCGUGUGCUGCUGGAUGCAGCCCGUGUCUGACAGCGAUAGUGUGACGUCGGCCGGAAGCUGCUCGCCGGAAUUUGCUGAGUCUGCUGCUGAGUCUGCUGCUGCGUCUGCUGCUGUGUCUGCUGCGCAGUCACUGGAUCGGGAUCCCCCUCGUAGUCCGGCAGGAUUAUCCUUUGAUAGAGAGAGGCUUUUUUUCCAAUAUAUACCCGCUUUGGGUUGAGGGCUCUCAGUGCUCCAACAGGGGAGGAACUGAGAGGCUGGGGUGUGAGCCGCCAGCAACCAAGCGCGUUGCUUUAUUAUUUCAGUUUGUGGGCAGUAUAUGUCUUAAUUUAGUAUAUGUACAUUUUUGUUGUUUGUUUUUUUUUACAAUUUAACUUUUAAACGACACUCAAACACACUGGUACAUUUGAUGGCACAAUAAUUUACAAACAUAUAAACUGCAGCAAUGUUAAACACUUGUAAUCUCGACUAGGCCCGCAGUCAGCAGGGGAGGGCAAGGGAAAAAGAGAAAAAGAGAGAGACAAAAUAUUCGGCACUUUGACGGAGGGACUAAACCUCGAACACGACUCGACUCCACAACGUUCACGACACGACUUUUUCACUUGGAUAGAGAUCCAGACUCGAGACUCGAUUCCACGAUCGGGGCGAAAGGCUCCAAAAGUA
Molecule: messenger RNA, 1598 nt
Organism: Drosophila pseudoobscura
Lineage: Eukaryota; Metazoa; Arthropoda; Insecta; Diptera; Drosophilidae
Exons: 2
Coding region: 333-707 (124 amino acids)
Source: RefSeq, a predicted model, not a curated record